Molecule: messenger RNA, 2356 nt
Organism: Poecilia reticulata (guppy)
Lineage: Eukaryota; Metazoa; Chordata; Actinopteri; Cyprinodontiformes; Poeciliidae
Gene: dnai2b
Product: dynein, axonemal, intermediate chain 2b
Biological process (GO): cilium movement; outer dynein arm assembly
Cellular component (GO): outer dynein arm
Molecular function (GO): dynein heavy chain binding; dynein light chain binding
Source: RefSeq, a predicted model, not a curated record
UUCUUUCUUUCAGUUGGAGCUCGUCUUCCGUUCUUUGGACAAAGUUUUAGCCCGGUUUGCUCUGAGUCCGUCCUUCCGCUUCUCGGCGCCUGUCCCCGGCGGCUGCACGGCGAAUCCCGCCAGCCAUGGAGAUCACCUACGUUUACACGAAGUUCCGCCGGGAGUUUGGCCGCCAGGGUCUGUUCUCCGACCGGGCUGAGGCGGUGAUGGUGGACAUCCAGCCGAAUCCGAGGCUGAUCAGCAACUUUGUCGUAAAGACCCCCAGAGAUCAGGCCUCGCAGGCCUGCAUGGACAUGUCCGAGCACCCGGUAAACACUGAGCGCUUUGAGUCCAGCAGUUGUGGCAUAAACCACGUGGAGGGCGCGUGGCCAAAAGACAUCAACCCGAAAGACCUGGAACAAACCGUCCGCUUCAAGAAGAAGAUUGAAAAAGAGGAAAACUACGUCAACAGCCUCGUGCACCUGGGCUACGUGAUGGACCACUGCAUCAAGCAGAACAACACCAUAGACAUCUACCAGGAGCACUUCAAGGAGGACGAGAUGGAGAAAGUACCGGAGCUGCCGACAGCGAAGACCAAGAGCGUCUUCAGAGAUCCGAACCAGGUGAAGCGAACCAUCACCAGCCUGUCGUGGCAUCCCGACGGUGGCAGGAAGUUGGCGGCGGCGUACUGCAGCCUGGACUUCCAAAAAAGCCCCCCAGACAUGAGCUUCGACUCCUACAUCUGGGACCUCGAGAAACCAAACUACCCUGAAAUGGCUCUGAAACCAGAAUCUCCACUGGUUUGUCUGGAGUACAACCCGAAGGACCCCCACACUCUGCUGGGGGGCAGCUACUGCGGCCAGAUUGUCUUGUGGGACACCCGGAAGGGCAGCCAUCCUGUGGAGUAUUCGUCUUUGGAGCACUCCCACAGAGACCCGGUUUACAAGAUCAUCUGGCUGCAGUCCAAGACGGGAACAGACGCAUUCUCCGCCUCCACCGACGGACAGAUUCUGUGGUGGGACGUCCGUAAGCUGAGCGAGCCAACAGAGCGCCUGGUUCUGGACCCGAGCCGGGAGGGGAACCUGGACCAGGCUCUAGGUGCCAUCUCCCUGGAGUUUGAGCCCACCAUGCCAACAAAGUUCAUGGUGGGCACAGAGCAAGGCAUGGUGGUGUCCUGCAACAGGAAGGCGAAGACUCCGGCCGAGAAGAUCGUCUGCACCUACGAGGGCCACCACGGACCCAUCUACUCCAUUCAGAGGAACCCCUUCUUCCCCAAGAACUUCCUGACUGUUGGGGACUGGACGGCCCGCAUCUGGUCAGAGGACAUCAAGGAGUCCUCCAUCAUGUGGACCAAGUACCAGAUGUCCUACCUGAUGGACGCCUGCUGGAGUCCAGUGAGGCCUUCUGUCUUCUUCACGGUGAAGAUGGAGGGCGUGCUGGACGUCUGGGACCUCCUGUUCAAACAGAGUGAGCCCACGCUGAGCGUCAAGGUGAGUGACAAAGCGCUGUACAGCCUCCGUAUCCAGGACAACGGCCAGGUGCUGGCGUGCGGCUCCCACAGCGGCGACACCACGCUGCUGCAUAUCUCCUCUGGACUGUCUACCCUGCAGAAGAACGAGAAGAGUCUAAUGGCUGCUAUGUUUGAGAGAGAGACGAAGCGAGAGAAGAUCCUGGAGGCCCGUCAGAGGGAGAUCCGUCUGAAGGAGAGAAGUCGCUCCGAACAGAGCAGAGAGGACGAGGCGUGGCGGGAGGACGGAGACGACGACCCCGACCAGAUCCUCGCCAAGGUUGAGAGCGACUUCUACAGCAUGGUGGAAAUAGAGACGAGGAAGAGGGAGAGGGAGAGGAGAGCGGCAGAACCACAGGAGGAAGAGGCCUGUGAUAAAAAUGAAGUGAAGAAUGAAGAAGAAGAAGUGCAGAAAGAAGAUGAAGUGCAGAAAGAAGAUGAAGUGCAGAAAGAAGAUGAAGUGCAGAAAGAAGUGCAGAAAGAAGAAGAUGAAGUGAAGAUAGAAGAUGAAGUGAAGAAUGAAGAAGAUGAAGUGCAGAAAGAAGAUGAAGUGCAGAAAGAAGUGCAGAAAGAAGAAGAUGAAGUGAAGAAAGAAGAAGUGCAGAAAGAAGAAGAUGAAGUGCAGAAAGAAGAAGAUGAAGUGCAGAAAGAAGAAGAUGAAGUGCAGAAAGAAGAAGGUGAAGUGAAGAAUGAGGGAGAAAAUGAUGAAAAGAAUGAAGAAGAUUGUUAAACUGAGUAAUCCUUAUGAAUGAGAACAUCUGUCCUGCCUCAAACUCUUCACCUUCGUUCCAGUUUAAAGUUUUUCCAUUUACUUGUUAUUUGCAUCUCAGUUUUCACAUUCUGGCUUCAUUAAACUGAGCGCAGUUCGUC